This is a messenger RNA of Sclerotinia borealis F-4128, 1014 nucleotides long. The record is from the annotation of a GenBank genome assembly. NCBI's taxonomy places the organism in Eukaryota, Fungi, Ascomycota, Leotiomycetes, Helotiales, Sclerotiniaceae.
AUGGCAUCGACAUUAGAGAAGAGUCAUGGCUUUUGGUGGCACAGCAAUAUGAAGCAACAAUAUUGCACACUCCGGACAUAUCGCCAGUUGAUGUCAGUGGUGUUGCUACACAAGGGUGUGGAAGGAGUCGUUGUCACACCGGAAGUGGACGACUCGAACGAUGCCUUGAUUUUCCCUGAUAACGGUGACGAUCUUAUAACUACGAUUUGCAAUUUCUUGAUACUCCUUGCCGCACAUAUCAAGAAGGACAACAAGAAAUCCAGGCGGAACUCUAUUUUAGGCGUACGACAGAGACGAUCCAAUAUAUCCACAAAACUGGAGGCGCCAGAAGAGCAAGCCCUCGCUGGUAUUGAUGAGUACAUCUCCAUGAUGAAUCUGGUGAUGGAUUUUGCCCCAGAGUCCAGCACCGACAAACACUGCCCAUUAUGUGCCGAGAGUCCAUUUCGCACUGAGAAAGAAAAGGACAAAGUUUAUCGCGAUAUAACAGGCCUGAACAGUCAUUUACGAGGACCAACACACACCCUAUUCGGGGAGCUGAAAGCGCAACACGAAUCGCUUGCGAACGAAUUUGACGUCACAGAAACACACCCAUAUCGUUGCCAGUAUGGAUGCGGACGAAAAUUUGACAAGUUCACUCGAUUGGUUGGGCAUUUUCGUCGAGAGGACCCCUUGAAACAUGGUGAAAUCCAUGAUAUGUUAAGGAGACAAGACGGAUGGCACGACGAUGCUACUUAUCCGGUUUACAUGACGAAUGGUUCUCGGCAGAGGAAGAGAGUGCGGGACAAAACUGGAGAACUUUUAAAGCCGCCGAAGAAAUUCAUGCAAGAGCUGCUUGCAAGACCACCCAAUCCAUUUAUCCAAAGCAACCAACAUUUACUUGUUGAGCAUGGAACUGAUUUGUUGGCCGGGCGAAGACAUUUACUUGUUGAGAAUGGAACUGAUCUGUUGGCCGGGCGAAGACAUCUUCUCGUUGGGAAUGAAACAAAUUUGUUGGAAGGUCGUAAACAAUCUUAG